UUGCUUGCUCCCGCAAAUCGCCGGGUUGCUUGAAUACUAAAGAGGAGAUCGAGCCAGCAAACAGGACUACUACUACGAGAGAAAAAAAAUAUAAAGCAGAGACAGGACCGAGGAGCGGUGGGGAGGCGCGCGGCAGCAGCUAGCCCGACGGCUCGACCGGUCGACCACCACCGCACGGCGCCGCCGCCACCGGCCGUGCCAUGAUCCGUGGCCGCGCCCGGCCGCAGCCACCCGCUAUCUCCCUCCUCGCCGCCGCCGCCGCCGCCGUUCUCGUCCUUGUGCUGCUAGUAGCACGCGAUGCGGCGGCGGCGGCGGAGGUGGGGGAGGGGGAUCAGGAGGAGGAGCGCCCGCGGCUAGACUACCGGGAGGCGCUGGAGAAGAGCCUGCUCUACUUCGAGGCGCAGCGGUCGGGGCGGCUGCCGUACCGCCAGCGGGUGACGUGGCGCGGCCACUCGGGCCUCACCGACGGGCUGCAGCAAGGGGUCGACCUCGUCGGCGGCUACUACGACGCCGGCGACCACGUCAAGUUCGGCCUCCCCAUGGCCUUCACCGUCACCAUGCUCGCCUGGGGCGCCAUCGACUUCGCCGACGACAUCGCCGCCGCCGGCGAGUGGCACCACGCCCUCGAGGCCAUCAAGUGGGGCACCGACUACUUCGUCAAGGCCCACACCCACCCCUUCGUCUACUGGGCCGAGGUGGGGGACGGCGACACGGACCACUACUGCUGGCAGCGGCCGGAGGACAUGACGACGUCGCGGCAGGCGUACCGCAUCGACAAGGACAACCCCGGCUCCGACCUCGCCGGCGAGACCGCCGCCGCCCUCGCCGCCGCCUCCAUCGUCUUCCGCCGCUCCAACCCGCAUUACUCCCACCUCCUCCUCCACCACGCCCAGCAGCUGUUCGAGUUCGGCAACAGGUACAGGGGCAGCUACGACAGCAGCAUCGAGGAGGUCCGGAGCUACUACGCGUCGGUGAGCGGGUACCACGACGAGCUCCUGUGGGCGGCGCUGUGGCUGCACCGCGCCACCGGGAGGGAGGAGUACCUCCGCUACGCCGUCGACAACGCCGACUCCUUCGGCGGCGUCGGCUGGGCCAUCACCGAGUUCAGCUGGGACGUCAAGUACGCCGGCCUCCAGGUCCUCGCCGCCAAGCUGGUGCUGGACGGCGAGGCGCAGGCGGCGGCGAGGCACCGGGGAGUGCUGGAGCAGUACAGGGAGAAGGCUGAGCACUACCUGUGCGCGUGCCUCGGCCGGAACAACGGCAGCGACGUCGACCGGAGCCCCGGCGGGAUGCUCUACGUCCGCCAGUGGAACAACCUCCAGUACGCCUCCAGCGCCGCCUUCCUCCUCACCGCCUACUCCCACUACCUCUCCUCCUCCUCCGGCGCCGACGGCCUCCUCCGCUGCCCCGACGGCCCGGCGGCGCCGGCCGAGAUGCUGGCGCUGGCGCGCUCGCAGGCCGACUACAUCCUCGGCCGCAACCCGCUGCGGCUCAGCUACAUGGUCGGCUACGGCCGCCGGUUCCCCGUCCGGGUGCACCACCGCGGCGCCUCCAUCGUCUCCCACAAGGAGGACAACCGCUUCAUCGGCUGCAUGCAGGGCUUCGACGACUGGUUCGGCCGCGGCCGCCCCAACCCCAACGUGCUCGUCGGCGCCAUCGUCGGCGGGCCCAGCCGCCGCGACGAGUUCCGCGACGACCGCGGGAACUACAUGCAGACCGAGGCCUGCACGUACAACACCGCGCCCAUGGUCGCCGUCUUCGCCAGGCUGCAUCGCCUCGCCACCACCACGCCGCCGCCGGCCGACUCCGGCAGCUCGCCGGAGGAGUGCCACCGGCCGGGGGCAGCGGCGGCGCUGCGGCUGUCGGCGGAGUGUAGAUAAAAAGGUAGUAGUGGGCCGUGGUGGUUUGCGCGGGAAAUUCUUUUUUCUUUCUCGUAUACUUGCCUUUUUCUACUUAAAAACUUCACUAAAUUUUUUUUGAAGUGUUAAUACGAGAGAGAGAGAGGUAAAGAGAGGGAUUUGAUUAUUGGUGAAAAAAAACAAACAAGAAAAGAUAGUGAAUGGGUGCCAUAAUUAAGCAGGAGAUGAAGGUGAAAAAAACAUUAGUUACUUGUAUUUUUAAGGUAGGUCUCAGAACUGAAUCAAAGCAAAUUUAAAAAGGUCUGUAAUAUUUACUGGAAUGGUGGUACAUAUUAUAUAGACCAUUACAUGUUGCCUGCU
Oryza brachyantha (malo sina) is the source of this 2219-nucleotide messenger RNA. Its product is annotated as endoglucanase 22. Bases 201 to 1880 code for a protein of 559 amino acids. Gene Ontology annotation, biological process: carbohydrate metabolic process. The transcript is spliced from 4 exons. Lineage: Eukaryota; Viridiplantae; Streptophyta; Magnoliopsida; Poales; Poaceae. The record is from RefSeq and is a predicted model, not a curated record. Gene Ontology annotation, molecular function: hydrolase activity, hydrolyzing O-glycosyl compounds.